CCCUAGAGACUGUCCAAAAUUGUCAGUGCCGACUCUAUUGCAUGUCAUCACGGCGGGGUAUUGGGGAAAGUUUUCAAUGAGCAAUAAUCUCAUCUCAGAUAGAACUCAUUGGCUAGGAUACUGCCACUGCGCAAAGCUGGCAGAUUCUUUUUCAAGCAAGUGUGUUGUUAGAAUUUAGAUACUGUCCAGUUUCAUGUCUAGGUGCCUCUGACCAUUCAAUGACCUUGCUGCCUGGUGAGAGAAGUCAGUAUUGCAGCACCACUCCCAGAAAAUAGUUUGACUAAUUUUUGGAGAUUUUCUGGGAAAUAAAUUGGUUUAACUUUGCAUAGACUCGCAGGGAGAAUAUGGCAUGAUGGUGUACCCGUACAGGGAGACUUCGGCCUGUGCACCUGGAAAGCAGGCUCAUCUACUCACCAGGCUUCAUCCAGGGCCCCGUAGAAUCUUCCUGUCAGAAUUUGUAUUCUUGCCCUGAGAACAAUUCUGUGCUUGUGCUAUGACUAAACACCGAUUUGGUCCUAUGCGAAGCGUGAUUUUCUUAAUGUGACCUGCUUUUCUGAAUUUGUUUACAGAAGAUCGAAAAGAUCGUGAGGAGGGCGAGAAAUACGGAGACGGCCAAAAUACGCUUCUUAUGAGUCAAGCGGCCCACGACCUGGGCUGCCGGCUGACGACGGAAGAAAAUGACGAAGACGAGGAUGAAGAUGUUCACGUCGCAGAGGCUGAGAAAAUAGAGGAGCCACGUGCCCCCAGGCUCAUCGGGGAGGUGGCGAGGGCUGAUGUCAAGAGAGUCCCUGAAGACUCACCGGAGGAAUGUCUCAUCACUCGUUCAAAUAGCUAUGGCCCUACUGACUCCAGCCAGCCUCACGGAGACACCAGUGAAAUCCCAUUCAAGGCAGACAACGUCGACUCUGCACUGGCUGUCGAGAGUCCAUCAUCCCAUGAUGUAGUGGAGGAUGCUCUAAUCAUUCAUUCAGGUGACCCCUACAUUCCUUGUUUUUGGUACCUCUGUCUAGGCUGAGGAAGAUCAACUCUGAAGACAGGCUCUAUGCACACAAAUCGGUUUGAAGAAAAAUGUGUGAUGGGACACUAAACACAGAUAUCAGGGAAUUUUUAUCUCUCCCUCAGCUCAUGCCAUGCGUUUGUCUCCCAGGCCCAAGUAUCAAGUUACCAGAGCCCAGGCCGGUGUGACAAACUCAUGGUCACCUGAGUGCAGGAGGUGUACAGUAGGUGUCUGUCAGGUCUCCUAGCUUUGAGUCGGUAUCUCUCAUCACCUGUCAUCAUGUCAUCUGUCCCUGAACGACGUUCAUGGAGCUUCCGUUGCUUUUUAAG
Messenger RNA from Sapajus apella (tufted capuchin), 1326 nucleotides. Its product is annotated as neuroblastoma breakpoint family member 1-like. The transcript has 3 exons. NCBI's taxonomy places the organism in Eukaryota, Metazoa, Chordata, Mammalia, Primates, Cebidae. The record is from RefSeq and is a predicted model, not a curated record. Bases 629 to 1015 code for a protein of 128 amino acids.